UGUCAGUGGAAUUAAUAUAUUGUUAUUGGCGCGUUAGUUAAACCCAUCGCAAAGAAUAUCAUUGUUGUAACCCUUCAUUAAACAAUUAAUAAUUAACACGCUAUCUCUAAAAAGAAAUUUUUAAUAAAUUAAUUUUUUUUUAAUAAAAUGCAAGCAUUCUUGAAAACCGGCAAAACUACAGUCUCUGAUAAAACACAAGCCAGCACAAGUGGUGCCGGUGGGCCUAGCGCUGAACGCCGCAAACCUCCAGCGCCUUGGGUAGAAAAAUAUCGCCCGAAGAGCGUAGACGAUGUCGUCGAACAGUCAGAAGUAGUUGCAGUCUUACGAAAAUGUGUGGAAGGAGCCGAUUUGCCUAAUAUGCUUUUAUACGGACCACCCGGGACAGGUAAAACUAGUACUAUUCUAGCAGCUGCACGACAAAUUUUCGGUGAUAUUUAUCGCGAGCGCAUACUGGAAUUAAAUGCGUCCGAUGAGCGUGGAAUUGCAGUUGUACGUACAAAAAUCAAGAAUUUCGCUCAACUGACAGCCAGUAGUACACGGCCAGAUGGACGAUCAUGUCCACCAUUUAAAAUUAUCAUUCUGGAUGAAGCAGAUUCUAUGACACACGCAGCCCAGGCAGCUUUGCGCCGUACUAUGGAAAAGGAGAGUCGUAGCACACGUUUUUGUUUGGUGUGCAAUUACGUAUCACGUAUCAUUGAACCAAUCACCUCACGUUGUACCAAAUUCCGUUUUAAGGCUUUGGGUGAUGAGCAAAUUAUAGUUCGUUUACGUCAUAUAUGUGAAAUAGAAAGUGUUAAUAUCGAUGAAAAUGCUUACAAGUCGAUUGUAGAAAUAUCUGGUGGUGAUAUGAGACGCGCUAUAACUACUCUACAAUCAUGCUAUCGUUUAAAGGGGGCAUCAAAUACAAUUAGUACAGAGGAUCUGCUAGAAAUGUCUGGUAUUAUACCAGAAAAUUAUUUGAUCGAAUUUUUAGAGGUAUGCCAAGCUGGCAAUUAUUCGAAAUUAGAAGAGUUUGUGCGACAAAUAGGCUAUGAAGCAUACAGUAUUGGUCAAAUGCUGGAACAAUUCAAUGAACAUGUGCUGAGAUGUCCCUCGUUAACUAAUAAACAAAAGGCUCUAAUCUGUGAUAAACUUGGCGAGUGCUCGUUCAGACUACAGGACGGUGGCUCAGAAUAUUUACAGAUUAUGGACUUGGGUUGUGCGAUAAUAUUAGCACUAAAAUAAAAAUAAACAUUCUUUAUCUUAUAUAAGCAAAGUCUAAUCAACUUUAAUUGAAUUAUGAAAUUUGUAUUCAAAUAAAAUGUAAUGCAAAGGCAUUUAAACUAGUGUACAACUUCGAA
Bactrocera dorsalis (oriental fruit fly) is the source of this 1340-nucleotide messenger RNA. Its product is annotated as replication factor C subunit 4. Gene Ontology annotation, biological process: DNA-templated DNA replication; DNA repair. Gene Ontology annotation, molecular function: DNA clamp loader activity; ATP binding; DNA binding. The coding region runs from base 148 to 1224 and encodes 358 amino acids. Gene Ontology annotation, cellular component: nucleus; DNA replication factor C complex. NCBI's taxonomy places the organism in Eukaryota, Metazoa, Arthropoda, Insecta, Diptera, Tephritidae. The transcript has 3 exons. The record is from RefSeq and is a predicted model, not a curated record.